This is a messenger RNA of Castor canadensis (American beaver), 7044 nucleotides long. Lineage: Eukaryota; Metazoa; Chordata; Mammalia; Rodentia; Castoridae. The record is from RefSeq and is a predicted model, not a curated record.
AUUUGUAACCGGAAGUGAACGAGCCUAGCCUAAAGUGGGGACCAACCCGAGGUGUGAGUGGGCAGCGGAGACCGCGCAGUCACCGGCGACCGCGCAGUCACCGGCAAAAGCCCACGGCAGCGACCGGCAGAGCCGGGGUCGCAGCGGCCGCCCGGGCCACCGCCUCGCGUGCUGCGCUCGGCCCCGGUCAGGCCUCCAUUUACCCUGUCUGCACCCCGUUCCCAGCCUCCAUCGUUUUUAAUAGGGGAUUUUUAACUGUCCAAGAAACUGUUACUCGAAAUGUCACCAUGUACCUGCAUUCUGAUGCAGUGAAAGAUGGAAGGGAACGAGAGCUGUUCAUUUAAAUGGGAAUUGAGACUGAUCUCCGAUUUUCAUGUCCCACUUGCCUUUUAACCAUUGUUAAAAAAACAAAACACAAAGCCUCGGUUGAAUCGAGCGUUCCCCGUCCGCUGAGUCAGCACAGGUCACAGCGGGUGGCCGAGUCCCCGCGUGAGACGCAGGAGGGGACAGUCUCCUGGGUCUGUGAGUGUUUUGGGCGCAUCCUAUGGAGACGUAACGCCGAAAACAACGGGGCUUAGGCUGGCAGUGCGAGUUCAUCCUGGUUUUCGUUAGUUUUGUUUCUUGGGCAAGGUAGACUUAUUUUUACAUUUUUCCCAAAAGCAGUCUUAGUUGACAAAAGUAUGUGUCUGAAACUGGGAAAGAAAUAUAGCUUGAUCUUGUUCAGGUCACGUGGAGGAAUGCAAUAGCUGUUUUCUUUCAGGAAAGGUGGAUUUAAUUAAAGUUUAGAGAAGACUUAUUUUGUGGGGUUGAGGGGACUGAUUUGCUUCUCUUAAGUUUUUCAGUAGCUGAACCUGUCCCCCUCAAAUUAAGAAAGUUUGUAGCCAAAGAAGGCUUUUGGUCUUGGAUAUUGCAGCUGGAGUGAAGCAGCCUUUCUGUGUUAGCGUGGUGAAUCUGUGGGUGGCUGUAUGUGUUGCCCUUAUCCAGAGUGGAAUUGAAUGUCAUGAAUCCUUUCAGGAAUGUCAUUUCUGCCUGUAGACUGUAAGGUUCUAAUAUUGUAAAGGACAAAGAUUAGCAGGUCACCCAGUUGACCCAAUGUGUUGGGGGCAGUUUAAAAGACUGAUGUAAGGCCUGAAUGGCUGUGGACAGGGACAGGUCAGUGGCCAGGGUGUCGGGAAGUUCCUAGCUGACAUUCCUUUACAUCUCCCAGCAAAGCUGCAGGCAGAGGUAGAUGGUCAAGUUCAAAGGCUGUGGGAUGGCUGGGAAACUGCUGGCCUUGGCAGACUGUAUUUGCAUCCUCUUUGUAACAUUCCAGGGCAGUGGAUUCAGCCUACAUCCUUGAAAUGGAUCGGAGUUGGUCAAAGGUGGAAGAUGUCAACCAUUUGGAAGCAAAUAAACCAAACCUAGGCCUUGUCCAGAAGGAGGCUUUACCUGUUCAUCCUUCAGCACACAGGGAGUAUGGCAGAUGGGACACAUUCAUGAGAGAGCUCUAUCAAGCAUCAAAUGGCAGGCAAUCUUCCUACCUUGAUCGCUGACUUUUCUGGCAGAGACAGUGAAAGAUGACAGCUGUGACCCCAUGUCCUGUUGUUUAAAAAGACGCUAAACUCAUCUGAGAAGCAGGACUGAAGCUUGCUUGGCUUUUGCCCUGGCUCUCUCCUCCACCUCAGCACCCUUUCCCUUCUGGAACUUUUUUCAUCAUCAUACACUUACUGCCCUCUUCCAUGGGUACCCUGUCUUAGAAGCCCAGUGAUGACACUGACCUCCAAUCGACUCCCUCUGCAGUUCCCCCAUCCUGCUAGUGUGGAGUGGACUGAACUUCCAGCCCGGGGAGAUGAGGAAGUUGAGGCUAUGAAGGGUGAAAUGACUUGUCCAGAGCCACACACCUGGAGAGUGACAACGGUGGAAUUUGAACCCACUCAGACUGAUUACAGAGCCGAAGAUGAUAAGCACCUCCAGAGGCACAAAUAAAGGGGCGCACCUUAUUGAGGCGAGCACCGAAGUUUGGAGGUAGACGAGCAGGCGAGCGGUUCGGCCGGGCGCGGAGCAUGCAGGCCGGGCGGGCGCGGGGAGCGGGCGCCCGCCGCCCGGCGCGGGGGUGAGCGAGAGAGAGAGCGGAGCGCGUGUGGCCGGCGCCGCUCGCUCGGCCGGGAGCUCCCGCGCCCGCGCCCCGCGCCCCGCGCCCGCCGCCGCCGCCGCCGCCCCUGGUGCGAUGGCGCAGAAACCCCGUUGACAAGGCACUGCUUUUUCAUGACGUUGUCAUGGAUGAUGAUGAUGACUCGUGUCUCCUUGAUCUUAUCGGAGACCCACAAGCAUUGAACUACUUUCUCCAUGGACCCAGUAACAAACCUAGUGCUGAUCCUAAGUCGUCCCUCAAAGGUGUAAGCAACCAGCUUGGAGAAGGGCCCAGUGAUGGAGUACCACUUUCAAGUAGCCUUCAGUUUCUUGAAGAUGAACUUGAGUCUUCUCCUCUUCCUGAUCUCAGUGAGGACCAACCUUUCGACAUUCUUCAGAAAUCCUUGCAGGAGGCAAAUAUCACUGAACAGACAUUGGCAGAAGAGGCGUAUUUGGAUGCCAGUAUAGGUUCAAGCCAACAGUUUGCACAAGCUCAGCUUCAUCCUUCUUCAUCAGCAUCCUUUACUCAGGCUUCUAACGUUUCUAAUUACUCAGGUCAGACGCUGCAGCCUAUAGGGGUGACUCACGUGCCUGUUGGAGCAUCGUUCGCAAGCAAUACAGUGGGUGUGCAACAUGGCUUCAUGCAGCACGUGGGGAUCAGUGUUCCCAGCCAGCAUUUGUCUAACAGCAGUCAGAUUAGUGGUUCUGGUCAAAUACAGUUAAUUGGGUCAUUUGGUAAUCAGCCUUCCAUGAUGACUAUUAAUAACCUAGAUGGAUCUCAAAUCAUAUUAAAGGGCAACGGGCAGCAGGCCCCGUCAAAUGUGAGUGGAGGGCUUCUGGUUCAUAGACAGACUCCCAAUGGCAACUCCUUAUUUGGCAACUCCAGCUCCAGUCCAGUAGCACAGCCUGUUACCGUUCCAUUCAACAGCACAAAUUUCCAAACAUCCUUACCUGUGCAUAACAUCAUCAUACAGAGGGGUCUUGCACCAAAUUCAAAUAAAGUCCCAAUUAAUAUACAGCCAAAGCCUAUCCAGAUGGGGCAGCAGAAUACAUACAAUGUGAACAAUUUGGGAAUUCAGCAGCACCACGUCCAACAAGGGAUCUCUUUUGCCUCUGCAAGCUCUCCCCAGGGCUCCGUGGUUGGUCCACACAUGUCAGUGAACAUUGUAAACCAACAGAACGCAAGAAAGCCAGUCACCUCACAGGCAGUGAGCAGCACGGGGGGCAGUAUUGUCAUUCAUUCCCCCAUGGGUCAGCCUCAUGCCCCUCAAAGUCAGUUCCUCAUACCUACAAGCCUUUCAGUCAGCUCCAACUCAGUACACCACGUCCAGACCAUAAAUGGGCAACUUCUUCAGACUCAACCCUCUCAGCUCAUUUCUGGCCAAGUGGCCUCAGAGCAUGUCAUGUUGAACAGGACUUCUUCCAACAUGCUCAGGACCAACCAACCAUAUUCUGGACAGAUGCUGAGCAGCCAGAACACCUCUGUCCAGUUAGUAUCUGGGCAGACUUUUGCCACCUCGGGAAGUCCAGUGAUAGUUAAUCAUGCAUCUCCUCAGAUUGUUGGUGGACAGAUGCCCAUGCAACAGGCAUCACCAACCGUUUUGCACCUAUCACCUGGGCAGAGCGGUGUCUCCCAAGGAAGACCUGGCUUCACCGCUAUGCCCUCAGUGACAGGCAUGUCAGGACCUGCACGGUUUCCUGCUGUCAGCUCAGCCAGCACUGCGCAUCCUAGUCUUGGGGCUGCGGUUCAGUCUGGGGCAUCAGGAUCAAACUUUUCAGGAGAUCAGCUGACACAGCCAAAUAGGACUCCGGUACCAGUCAGUGUGUCCCAUCGUCUUCCAGUCUCUUCUUCCAAACCUACCAGCACCUUCAGUAACACACCUGGAGCAGGGAGCCAGCAACAGUUCUUCUGUCAGGCUCAGAAAAAAUGUUUGAAUCAGACCUCCCCCGUAUCCACUUCCAAGAGCGCAGAUUGCCUGAGGCAAGCACAGAUCCCCGGGCUCCUGAGCACAGCACUGCCAGGGCAGGAUUCUGGAAGUAAAGUUAUGCCAGUGUCCUUAGGAGCUGCCCAGCCGCAACAGGAGAAAGCAAUUGGAUCAUCCCCUGGCCAGCCAGCUGUGCAGGUGGACAGUCAUUCAGGAGGACAAAAAAGGCCUGCUGCCAAACAGCUGACUAAAGGAGCUUUCAUCCUCCAGCAGUUACACAGGGACCAAGCCCACGCUGUGACACCUGACAAAAGCCAGUUCCGAUCACUAAGUGAUGCGGUGCAAAGAUUGCUGUCCUACCACGUGUGCCAGGGCUCCAUGCCCACGGAGGAAGACUUGAGGAAAGUGGACAAUGAAUUUGAAACAGUUGCCACUCAGCUCCUAAAAAGGACCCAAGCUAUGCUAAACAAGUACCGAUGCCUGCUCCUAGAAGACGCCAUGCGGAUCAAUCCCUCUGCUGAGAUGGUCAUGAUUGACCGAAUGUUCAACCAGGAGGAAAGAGCUUCCCUGUCCCGAGACAAGCGGCUGGCGCUCGUAGACCCUGAGGGCUUUCAAAAGGCCGAUUUCUGCUGUUCCCUGAAGCUUGACUCAGCGGCUCAUGACGCACAGUUUGGCAGGAGUGACCAGCAUGGCAGUAAAACAACCAGCUCUCUACAUCUGGCAGCCAAGGCCCAAAGCAGAGACCGAGCCAAACCAGGCCUGGCAGAACCAACGAAUCAUGACCAAUUUCAUCCAGUGCCUAAUCACAUCGUGGUCUCUGCAGAGGGAAACAUUUCUAAAAAGACAGAAUGCCUCGGCAGAGCACUGAAAUUUGACAAAGCGGGCUUAGCUCAGUACCGGGGUGCAUCUGAAGAGAAGGGCAGUCGGAGAGACCCCAUGAAGGCUAACGAGUGCUCCCCUGGCCCCGAGGGGCACCGCAAAACCUUGUCCAGACCAGAUCAUGGUACUGAGAGCAAGCUUUCCAGCAUCCUGGUAGAUUCUCACUUGGAGAUGACAUGUAACAAUUCCUUCCAGGACAAAACUCGGAGGAAUUCCCCAAAGAAUGAAGUUUUACACACAGACAUCAUGAAAGGAUCUGGCGAGCCCCAGCCAGAUCUCCAGCUCACCAAGAGUUUAGAAACAACAUUUAAGAAUAUCUUGGAACUCAAGAAGGCUGGGCGGCAGCCCCAGAGUGACCCCGCUGUGAGCGGCUCUGUGGAGUUAGAUUUCCCCAACUUCUCUCCGAUGGCUUCACAGGAAAACUGCCUGGAAAAGUUCAUCCCGGACCACAGUGAAGGCGUUGUAGAAACAGACUCCAUUUUAGAAGCAGCUGUAAAUAGUAUCCUAGAGUGUUAAUAGCAGCAGUUCUUCCCCACCCUGACACCCAGCCCGGACAAGUUACAUUCUCUCCUGGCAAGAGCAAAUGGAAACGGUCUCCUGUCUCCAGCCUGCUUGGUCUUUCAUCACAGGUUCCGCUUUCUCAUCUAAUCCUGUUUGUUUAAGAGCAAUACUCGUGGUGGUUACAGGGAGAUCCUUUAGUACAGUUACCCUUGGUGGAAAGCAGUCUGAUAGGCUCUUCGCAUUUCAAGUGUCAUGAAAGUGCUUAUGGUCUUUUGUUGUUUCUUUGUUUUAUUUUUGUAAAACACUGUCACUCAAUGUGACCCCAGUACACUUGGCCCUGGGUAAAAUUUUGACAAUCAUAAGUCAUUUGAAAAGAACAAACUUAUUAAAGAAAAUCAAACAGGACUGAUAGAAGCUACUUUUUAAAGAGUAUCUCACUGCAACUCCAAGUUAGUGGUUAGUUUAGUUUUGUUUUUGUUUUGUUGGGGGAACACCACAUAGUCUCUCCCCAGUCAGCCCUCUCUGAGGUAAGUUGCUGGCUUCUCUGCCUGGUGUAAGAAGCCAAUAGCACACAGCAGGGCAUUUGCAGGCCUUCCCUCCCUGUCAGCCAAGUGCUUUUCUGAUGCUCCUGAAGCAAACCCUCCUGCUCAGCACAUCCAUUUGAAUUCAUCUAGGGAAUGCUCUGUACUUAGUCAUAACAGCAAGACUUGAAAUAACGUCACCAGGCUAAAUAAAGGAAAAUGAAAACCAGUCAAGUGGCACAGCGUACAGGGAGGCUGGGACAGAGCCAAGAGGAUUAUAAUAUGUAUAUAUGUUACUGUUGAGAAAAACGAGGGUUUUGCAUUUUAUAAUUGGGUAUAAUCAACAUACAAUGUAUGUUUUUGUUUGUUGCUGGGUUCUGUUUUGUUUAGCCUCUCUGUGUAUCCUCUCCCACAAGGAAUAGCCAAGCAUCAAAAGCACUUUCAUUUAAAAACUAUGUUAUAAUUUUUCAGUUUAAACGUGAAGGGGACUUUGGCCUUGAUUAUGCUUCUUGUCUGAGAACAGCAGUGACCCCUGGCAGCAAUCAUUACCAAAACACAGACAAACCAAAGGUAAGCAGCCAGCCCAGCACUGAAGGAAGGAGCUGAGACCCAGGACUCCCACGUGAGAGCCAAAGGAUUUGCCCUGUCACAGUUCAUCCUAGUGAACAUGACCUCUUGCUUUAUUUAUUUAUAUUUCUUUUCAGGGAGCGUUCCCAUUUUCCUUUCCUGUAUACCUGCCCCAGGUCAUCCCAUUUCUGUUGCUACCUUCAUUCUCAAUGUCAUGGCAGCCAUCGCUGGGAAAGCCAUCUUCUUCCCAUGGCACCUUUGCAUGUGUCUAAGCUGUUGGGAUCCAGAGGUCAUUUUGAUUAGCACAUGUGCACACACACUCACUUACUCUACUCGUUUCCCUGGCUAUAGAGGUGCACCCACUGGUUCCCACUUUAACGUGUCCUCAUGAUGGGGAUGGCCGGCCCAUUGUCAUCAUGUUGAGCCUCUCUUUUCCACACUGGCCUGCAAAGGAAAGAAAAGCUUCUGAUUUUUCAAAAACACAGCAACAAGCCAGGUGUGGUGGCAAACGCCUAUAAUCCCAGCACUCGGGAGGCUGAGAC